Molecule: messenger RNA, 1002 nt
Organism: Callorhinchus milii (elephant shark)
Lineage: Eukaryota; Metazoa; Chordata; Chondrichthyes; Chimaeriformes; Callorhinchidae
Gene: psmb7
Product: proteasome 20S subunit beta 7
Cellular component (GO): proteasome core complex
Molecular function (GO): threonine-type endopeptidase activity
Source: RefSeq, marked provisional
UUUCCGGGAGGCGCGGGACAAGAUGGCGGCGCUGACGAUGAACUGUUCGGUCCCGGGGUUCAGUUUCCAGAACUGCCGCAGGAAUGCUUCUAUUGAUGCUCAGAUGUGUAAGCAAGGUUUCCAGGCUCCUGCAGCAAGGAAAACUGGGACUACGAUUGCUGGAGUCAUAUUCAAGGACGGGGUGAUCCUGGGUGCUGAUACAAGAGCAACAGAAGGCACGAUUGUCGCUGAUAAAAACUGCUCCAAAAUACACUACAUCGCCCCCAAUAUUUACUGUUGUGGGGCUGGGACGGCUGCAGACACUGAGAUGACCACUCAGAUGAUCUCCUCUAACCUGGAGCUGCACGGCUUGUCCACCGGCCGACUGCCCCGAGUCGUCACCGCCAACCGCAUGCUCAAGCAGAUGCUGUUCAGAUACCAGGGCUACAUCAGUGCAGCGCUGGUCCUCGGAGGGGUCGACUGUGCUGGCCCCCACCUCUAUAGCAUCUACCCGCAUGGCUCCACUGACAAACUGCCCUACGUGACUAUGGGUUCUGGCUCAUUGGCAGCAAUGGCUGUGUUUGAAGAUCGGUAUAAAGAAGGCCUGGAGGAGAGUGAGGCCAAGCAGCUAGUGCGAGACGCCAUUGCUGCCGGGAUAUUCAAUGACCUGGGGUCAGGGAGUAACGUGGACCUGUGUGUCAUCAAGAAGGACCAGCUGGACUACGUGCGGCCUCACGAGGUGGCCAACAAGAAAGGCGUGCGACAAGGCAGCUACAAGUACAAGCGUGGGACGACAGGCUAUCUGAUGGAGUCCGUCAUUCGGCUGCCGGUGGAUGUGGUGGAUGAGGCUGUGCUUACGAUGGACACCUCCUGAGAACACAGCGUGUCAGCUGGACCUGCAGGCCCCCAUAUCUCAUAGUCUAAUAGUCGUGAGCGGGCACUGAUGUAAGUGGCACCGGUUGUUAAACAAGUUGUUAAAUUAAACAUCUGUUCCGUUUUUACAAAUAAAACUUUUGUCUCCCU